CAGAGUUUGUCAUGCCACGCCGAAAGCGAAAGGGAAGAGCGGCUAAAGCUGCUCUUCGCGGCCAGCUGGGAAUUGGUAGAGUUGCCGCAAGACGACAUAGGAGAGCUAAGAAGGAUGAGGAUGCGCUUGACGAUCAGGAGCGGGCCAUGAAGCAAAUCAAGGCUGCUGGAGCUGCUAAAGCCGCUGAAGAUGACAAGGCGAAGCAGCCUCAUUCGUUUGUGAUCCAUCGAGGUGUUGUCGGGAAAUAUGUCAGAGCUUUGGAGCACGAUAUUCGGCAAAUCAUGGAUCCUUUCACGGCCAAGCAUCUGAAGAUUAUGAAACGCAACAACAUCAAGGAUUUUGUAAUUCAUGGCGCGGUUCUGGGCGUGACAAAUAUGAUGGUUUUGACCACAAGCGAGACCUCUGUACAACUUAGAAUGAUGCGUUUCAGUCAAGGACCCACACUUACUUUUCGAGUGCCUGAAUAUUCCUUGUCCCGGCACAUUCUCUCCACCCAAAAAAGGCCUCUUAUCCACCAAAAGUUGUUCGACAAGCCUCCACUAGUCGUGAUGAAUGGCUUCAACCAGAGUGGUAAAAAGCAUCUGCUUUUAGUAGAAACAUUCAUACAAAACAUGUUUCCGUCUAUAAACAUCGAUACGCUCGAUUUGCGAUCCGUUAAACGCUGUCUAAUGGUGAACUAUUGGGAAGAAGACGAUACGAUAGAUAUUCGACAUUAUUCGAUUCGAGCAGUAGCUGCUGGGAUUAACAAAUCUGUAAAGAAAUUAAUAACAGCUGGUAAAUCAACUACCAAGGAGCUGCCAGAUCUAUCGAAAUAUAACGAUAUUGCCGACUAUCUGCUGAACCCCGGACAUCUGAGCGACAGCGAAUAUGAGGGAGAAGAGCAGGAAAUUAUACUGCCUCAGAACAUCAGUGAGCAAGGCGGUACUGUAAGAGGAGAGAAAAGUCAUGUGCGUCUGAUGGAGAUUGGACCUCGACUGAAACUUGAAUUGUUGAAAAUAGAAGACGGCAUUGAUGAGGGUGAAGUAUUGUAUCACCGACUUGUACAGAAGACUGGUGCUGAACUGGAGAUGCUAAAGAAGGAAGCUCCAAAGAAGAAGAAGUUGAAGAAACGAAUCGAGCAAGAAAAUGAACAUCGUAUCAUUCGUAAACUCGAAAAAGCACAAGAAGCAAAGAAACGAGAAGAAGAGGAACUGAAGGCCGUGAUAGAGAAGGCAGCAAGAAAACAAGCGGCAGCAACCGGACAGACUGAAGAUAUUGAGAAUACCAGAGAAAAAGACAGAGAAAUUGCAAUGAAUAGAGAAAGAGAAAUGACUCAACAAAAAGGCGGUGGUGAAGGACAAAAUCGACCGCUAGAGAAUCCGAGAAAACGCCGUCGGAAAGACGGAGACCACAUGAAAGACGCGAAAAAGAAGCCAUUCGGAAAACAUAGAAAGGACAGAUAGUUUCGCGAUGGGGGGCGGCGCAUGUGUCGACCAUUUCUCACUGUGAAGACUUGUUAUUGCAUCGUAUGUUGUUUUUGUUAGAAAAUUGUUGAUUAUGACUUGUUGUUGAUUUCUUGUGGCUAGAGUGCUU
Cylicocyclus nassatus is the source of this 1572-nucleotide messenger RNA. The record is from the annotation of a GenBank genome assembly. Lineage: Eukaryota; Metazoa; Nematoda; Chromadorea; Rhabditida; Strongylidae.